UGUUCUGUCUGGGAGGAGGGCUGCUGUCACUCUGGCAGGACUGCAGCCUUAUUUAUUACACACCCAAAGUAUAAAACCACCCAACAGGCUGCAGCUCUCAUCUCCAGACCUGGCAUUUGCCUGAGGCGACCAAGGCACCUACAGCCCCCAUCAGCUUCCCAGGGAAGAGUCUGUGGCUCUGUUGGGAGCCAUGCUCAGGAGGCAGAUCGUCUGGUGGCACCUGCUGGCUUUGCUUUUCCUCCCAUUUUGCCUGUGUCAAGAUGAAUACAUGGAGGUGAGCAGAAGAGCUAACAAAGCGGUGGCCAGGAUAGUGCAGAGCCACCAGCAGACUGGCCAUAGCGGCUCCAGGAGGGAGAGAGUGAGAGAGCGGAGCCAUGCUAAAACUGGGACUGUGGAUAAUAACACUUCUACAGACCUAAAACCCCUGAGACCAGAUGAGCUUCCACACCCUGAGGUAGAGGACCUAGCCCAGAUCAACCCAUUCUGGGGCCAGUCUCCACAAACCGGAGGACUGCCCCCAGACUGCAGCAAGUGUUGUCAUGGAGAUUAUGGAUUCCGUGGUUACCAAGGGCCCCCUGGGCCUCCAGGCCCUCCUGGCAUUCCAGGAAACCAUGGAAACAAUGGAAAUAAUGGAGCCACUGGCCAUGAAGGGGCCAAAGGUGAGAAAGGAGACAAAGGUGACCUGGGACCUCGAGGGGAGCGGGGGCAGCAUGGCCCCAAAGGAGAGAAGGGCUAUCCAGGGGUGCCACCAGAACUGCAGAUUGCAUUCAUGGCUUCUCUAGCAACACACUUCAGCAAUCAGAACAGUGGCAUCAUCUUCAGCAGUGUUGAGACCAACAUCGGAAACUUCUUUGAUGUCAUGACUGGUAGAUUUGGGGCCCCUGUAUCAGGUGUGUAUUUCUUCACCUUCAGCAUGAUGAAGCAUGAAGAUGUAGAGGAGGUGUAUGUGUACCUUAUGCACAACGGCAACACCGUCUUCAGCAUGUACAGCUAUGAAACAAAGGGGAAAUCAGAUACAUCCAGCAACCAUGCAGUGCUCAAGUUGGCCAAAGGGGAUGAAGUCUGGCUCAGAAUGGGCAAUGGUGCCCUCCAUGGGGACCACCAGCGCUUCUCCACCUUUGCAGGCUUCCUGCUCUUUGAAACUAAGUGACAGGAAGGAUAGGAUAGCUCCACAUGGGGGGGGGGGAGACUUGUAGCUGAGCUAUGCUUGUUAUGAUUGGAGUGAUGUUGAAUUGGGGGUUCUAUAUGGA
This is a messenger RNA of Phodopus roborovskii (desert hamster), 1250 nucleotides long. RefSeq names its product C1q and TNF related 3 (gene C1qtnf3). The transcript has 6 exons. The record is from RefSeq and is a predicted model, not a curated record. Gene Ontology annotation, molecular function: protein binding. The coding region runs from base 191 to 1150 and encodes 319 amino acids. NCBI's taxonomy places the organism in Eukaryota, Metazoa, Chordata, Mammalia, Rodentia, Cricetidae.